Messenger RNA from Camponotus floridanus (Florida carpenter ant), 933 nucleotides. Its product is annotated as histone H1-like. The coding region runs from base 1 to 933 and encodes 310 amino acids. The transcript has a single exon. NCBI's taxonomy places the organism in Eukaryota, Metazoa, Arthropoda, Insecta, Hymenoptera, Formicidae. The record is from RefSeq and is a predicted model, not a curated record.
AUGUCGGAAUACGCGCUGGAUAUCGUUAAAACGUCCAAAUAUCUGGAACCCAUGGGCGACCACGAGUUGAUACGUGUCAAACGACACUUCGGACCGAGCGUGGCGCGCGAAGUGCGCCCGACCACGGUCAAAACUUUGGAAGAGUUCGUCGAGCUUUUAGACGAGAACGAUCUGGAGCGCGAGCGGAACAAAAAACUGAAGGAAAAGGAACAAUCUGCGGCGGACAAAGCCAAGGGUACCGCGAACAAUAAACUCGCGGAAAGCGGUAAGAAAGCUUGGUUAAAAAAUACCAACGUUAUCGCGAACAACAAAUUGAAAAACGAUCGCGAACGUGGCGCGAAUCCGACGAAGGAUGACGCGGGUACCGAGUACGCGAAAGACGGCAAGAUAAAUGCGAAAAACGUAAACAAGAACGCGGCGGAAAGCGAGAAGGACAACGACGCGUCGUCGAAAGGGGAGAAAAACGCGUCGCGAAAAAAUUUCUCGGCCCGUUCGAAAGUCGCAGCUGUCAGUGCGGAAACGAACACCGACGAUUCCGAAGAGGAGGAGCGAGACGCGGGAGCGUCCCCAAAAUUGGCGGCGCUGAAGCCAAAAUCCAAGAAGGGGAUAGCGUCGAAUAAACUCAAGCGUGACAGAGUCAACGCUGAGAAAUUCGCUAAGGCGACGUUAAAGGCCGCGAAAGCGAAAACCAACGCGGCGUGUACGGAAAAACCCGGAGCGUCGAGAAUUGACGUCGUGAGCGACGUCAAACCAAAGUCAAUCGCGUUACCGACGAUGGCGGGUAGAGCGAGAAAAUCGUCCGGUAAACCAAAACUAAACGAGCGCGUUGACGAAAGCGCGAAUAUUACGAGCGCGAAUACCGUCGAGAUCUCGAGCGAGUCGAGAAACUCGGCGAAAGAGACGGUCCGGAGGACUGUUUCCGUUCGCGAAUAA